This is a messenger RNA of Hypomesus transpacificus, 1544 nucleotides long. RefSeq names its product fibulin-7-like. The transcript is spliced from 7 exons. The record is from RefSeq and is a predicted model, not a curated record. NCBI's taxonomy places the organism in Eukaryota, Metazoa, Chordata, Actinopteri, Osmeriformes, Osmeridae. The coding region runs from base 230 to 1537 and encodes 435 amino acids. Gene Ontology annotation, molecular function: calcium ion binding.
AAGUUCAGAUGUUUUAGCUUUACUGUAGCAGUUUAGGUCGGACGGGCUUGAAUUAGCUACUCCGUUUUUUUACAAAGCUAAAACAUAUUUCUUAAUUGCAUUGGGUUAUUUAUUUUCAGUAUUCAAAAGUUCUCCAUCUUUAUAUAGUUAUUUUUAAAUCUACUAUCUUUACUAGUCUACGAUCAAAGUGUGGUGAAACCGGUGAAACACGGGUACUGUAUCGUCCAGAAUGAAUCAGAUUUGUGUUGUUAUGGUGAUAUUUGGUGUGCACCACCUCUACGCUACUUCUGGGCAGGAGUGUUCGUCCAGCCAGGAGCUGCAGAUCUCUCUGCGCCAAGUGGAGAAGAUGCUGGUGGCCCACGAGGCAUCCUACCAGCAGAACCUGCGCUCUCUGAGGAAGAGGCUGAGUGCCCUGCAGAACAGCACCAGACAGGCCUCGGCCCUGGCCACGCCCCUGACCACGCCCCUGGCCACGCCCCUGGCCACACCCCAUAGGGAUGCCACCUGCCCCAAGCCAGACAGUCUGACCAACGGCAGGAGGCUGGGGAGGGUGUUUGCGCUGGGACACGAGGUGCACUUUGUCUGCAAGCCUGGCUUUGAGCUUGUGGGGCCGCAGACCAGGGUGUGCCUGGAGGCCCUACGGUGGAGCGGCCAGCAGCCAGCCUGCAGGGUCUUAAGCAGCACCAACCCAUCACUGCCCUCCUUCUCAGCCUCCUCUUCUGAUUCCUCCUCCUCCUCCUCCUCCGCCACGGUCUCCCCCGCCUCCUCGUCCCCCAGCUCCCCUCCCCCUCCCCUCUCCGCCUUCAUCCGUCCGUCUCGCUGUACCCAGUUCCAAGGCUCCUCCCACUGCACCUGUGACCUGGGCUUCACCAUCUCAGGCCGUGACAACAACGUCUGCACAGACAUCGACGAGUGUGAGCUGUUCCCCCUGGGUCAGCCGGGUCGUCUGUGUGUGUUCACCUGCGUCAACACUCCUGGCAGCUUCCACUGUACGUGUCCCCGAGGCUACAACAUGACCAGGGACAGCCGCAACUGCAAAGAUAUUGACGAGUGUGAGAGUGGACUGCAUAACUGCAGCCAGGACCAGCUGUGCGUCAACACGUAUGGAGGCUUCCAGUGUGCCACGGUGGCAUGUCCUCGCGUCCUGAACGCCUCGUACAUCAAGACGUCCCCCAUGCGCUGUGAGAGGAACCCCUGUCUGGUCGGGGACGAGGCCUGCUCCCAGGCUCCCAACUCCAUCUCCUUCCACUUCCUGUCCGUGGUGUCCAACAUGUCCGCCCCCAGGGUGCUGUUCAGGGUGUCCGCCGCCCGCGUCCUGGGCGACACGCUUCGUUUCGGGCUGGUGGGCGGCCGAGGGCGGGGCCACUUCAGCGUGCAGCGCUCCAGCCGGCAGACAGGCACCCUGCUGCUGGUUAGCCCCGUACAGGGCCCCGCUACCCUGGAGGCCGAGGUGGAGAUGAGUGAGCUGGAGAGACGGACCCUGCUGGGGAGAUACCUCACCAAGGUCACCCUGUUCGUCUCCCCCUACGCCUUCUAGAGGGGAG